AUGUUUCGUCCAGGAGACAAGACUCCACGGGUGCCUGAUUCUUUAUGCUCCACUUUGAUGCAAGUCGUACUCAAGUUCUUGGAAGAUAAAAAAAUCCUAUUGUGUAAUAUGAGAGGGCAAGAAAGAAUGAAAAGCUUGUAUGUCUUCUUCUCAUCCUCCGUUCGACAUUGGGAUGUCUUGAAGAAGUAUCUGCUUAACCUCUCGCUGAAGCCACUGAACGAUACUAGAACAGAAGAAAAGUUUGUGUCUUUCUUGAUGGAUUCUAAGGAUUUGGCUAAAGAAUUACAGCUAGAAGAUUUGACAUUACCAUGGAUAAAUACAGUAAUCACAUCUUUGGAUGAGAGAUUCAGUCAACUGAAAGCUCAUUUUGAUUAUUUUGAUUUUCUCUACGACAUUGACGAGCUGAAGAAUACAGCUCCUGACAGCCUGGACACAAAGUGUAGAAACCUCACAUCGAUUUUGCAAGAUCAUGAGUCAAGCGACAUUGAUGCAUUGGAGUUGAGAGAUAACCUAAAAGUGCUUUCAACAUUGUUGAAACCUGGAAUAGGUCCAAAAGAGAUUCUGAAGUUUAUGGGAAGACAUAAUUUUUGCCCGAAUGUUAACACUGCUCUGAGAAUUCCCCUAACACUCUCAGUGACAGUUGCGAGUCGAAAGAGGAGUUUCUCAAAACUGAAAUUGAUAAACACAUACCUCCGAUCAACCAUGAACAAAAUUCAUUUGAAUGAUCUUGCAACAAUAUCAAUUGAGAAUGAGCUUGUGGAGGACUUACAUUACACAGAUCAUGUGAAAGAGUUUGCAGAAGCAAAAGCUAGGAAGUUGAAUGCAUUAUAUGUUCAUAACCAUUGA
Molecule: messenger RNA, 846 nt
Organism: Schistocerca piceifrons (Central American locust)
Lineage: Eukaryota; Metazoa; Arthropoda; Insecta; Orthoptera; Acrididae
Exons: 6
Coding region: 1-846 (281 amino acids)
Molecular function (GO): protein dimerization activity
Source: RefSeq, a predicted model, not a curated record